CUUGUGAGUGGUGAAACUUCGAGGGUCGAGACUACUUCUUAAAAAUACAAAUAUUACAAAUAAAGAACCUAUUCAAUACAAUUUGUUUUUUCUGUUUCAAAUUGAAAAUUGUAGUUUUAUAAAUUUCAUCUAAUAUAACUACUAUUAUUUUUUGAUUAAUUAAUUACAUUAACAUGUCAUCGGCUAUUGUAGUUGAUUCUGUGAGGGAGAAAAUUCUACAGGAAAAUCGUAAAAAGCUUAUUGAACAUAAAGAGAUUUCUAGUCGUCUAAAAGGAAUGCGAGAACAAGCUAAAGAGUUAACAAAACAAUAUGAUAAAUCUGAAAAUGAUCUAAAAGCUCUCCAGAGUGUCGGUCAAAUUGUAGGUGAAGUAUUAAAACAAUUGACUGAAGACAAGUUUAUUGUAAAAGCAACAAAUGGCCCACGCUAUGUAGUUGGAUGUCGACGUCAACUCGAUAAAGCAAAAUUAAAAGCUGGUACUCGAGUAGCAUUAGAUAUGACUACAUUGACUGUAAUGCGUUAUUUGCCUCGUGAAGUAGAUCCAUUAGUGUAUAAAAUGUCCCAUGAAGAUCCUGGCGAAGUUACUUAUUCAGCUAUUGGUGGAUUAUCUGAACAGAUCCGUGAAUUGCGAGAAGUUAUUGAAUUACCAUUAUUAAAUCCAGAAUUAUUUCAACGUGUUGGAAUAACUCCUCCUAAGGGCUGUUUACUUUAUGGUCCUCCGGGUACUGGAAAAACAUUACUGGCUAGAGCUGUAGCUAGUCAACUAGAUGCCAAUUUCUUAAAAGUUGUGUCAAGUGCAAUUGUUGAUAAAUAUAUUGGUGAGAGUGCUCGUCUCAUUCGAGAGAUGUUCAACUAUGCUAGAGAUCAUCAACCUUGUAUCAUAUUUAUGGAUGAAAUAGAUGCUAUUGGUGGUCGUCGAUUUUCUGAAGGAACAUCUGCUGAUCGUGAAAUUCAAAGAACCCUUAUGGAACUUUUGAAUCAAAUGGAUGGUUUUGAUUCUUUAGGUCAAGUUAAAAUGAUUAUGGCUACCAAUCGACCAGAUACAUUAGAUCCUGCUUUAUUAAGACCUGGACGUUUAGAUCGUAAAAUUGAAAUUCCAUUACCUAAUGAACAAGCUCGUUUGGAUAUUUUGAAAAUUCAUGCAGCUCCUAUUACUAAACAAGGAGAGAUUGACUAUGAAGCUAUUGUAAAAUUAUCUGAUAAUUUUAAUGGUGCUGAUUUGCGUAAUGUGUGCACAGAAGCUGGUCUUUUUGCUAUACGUGCUGAAAAAGAUUAUGUAACUCAUGAAGAUUUCAUGAAAGCUGUAAGAAAAGUGUCAGAUAAUAAGAAUUUGGAAUCUAAAUUAGAUUAUAAGCCAAUAUAAAUAUUUGUAUUUUUAAGAAAAAAUAUUAUCAUUCAUCUGCUGAUAAGAGAUGUAUUUAAUGUUUUAACAAAAAAAAGAUGAUAAUUAUCAUCAAUAAAACAAUAGCAUCAUCUAUUAUUAUGAUUACUUAUAUACGUUUUAAACAUUACUUUUGUACUUUGUAAUAUUGUAAAAAGUAUCAGUAAUAUUUGCUAAAAACAGUUUAUAUUAUAUUUAAUAUGGUAAAUAUUUGAAAGUAAAAUAAAAAUAGUUUUUUAGUUAAAAUAAAUUUAAGCAUCAUCUACAAACGUUAAAAUAUCUUCUCUAAUUUAUGUAAAUUAUAUUAACCAUCCAUAUUAAUACAUAUUUAUUCUUAAAAACAAAACUUGAGUAUUUUAAUUAAAUUUGUCUUGUGCUUUUAAUAAAGAAUUAAAAACAUGU
Messenger RNA from Rhopalosiphum maidis (corn leaf aphid), 1781 nucleotides. RefSeq names its product 26S proteasome regulatory subunit 10B. Gene Ontology annotation, cellular component: cytosolic proteasome complex; proteasome regulatory particle, base subcomplex. Gene Ontology annotation, biological process: positive regulation of RNA polymerase II transcription preinitiation complex assembly. NCBI's taxonomy places the organism in Eukaryota, Metazoa, Arthropoda, Insecta, Hemiptera, Aphididae. The record is from RefSeq and is a predicted model, not a curated record. Bases 174 to 1361 code for a protein of 395 amino acids. The transcript has 8 exons. Gene Ontology annotation, molecular function: proteasome-activating activity; ATP hydrolysis activity; ATP binding.